AUGAGUUUCAUUGAGCGCAUGUCCCCCUUGGACCUGCUGGACCUCAACCUUACAAACCUCGACCCCCUCACCGAGAACUAUGACCUCGGCUUCUACCUGAACUACCUAAACAAAUGGCCCUCACUCUUCAGCACCGUGAAAGACCGUGAUGCCGGCAUUGUAGGCUACAUCAUGGGCAAGCUGGAAGAACAACACCCAGCAAUGCGCCACUCCGAACACUACACCCCAUGGCACGGACACAUCACCGUCCUCACAGUGGCACCAGCCUGGCGCCGUCUCGGCUUCGCGCGCCGUCUGACAGAGCAGCUGGAGCGUGGAUCCGAUAGCAACGAUGCCUGGUUUGUGGAUCUCUACGUACGCGCCGGAAAUAAAGUUGCGUACGACAUGUACAAAGGAAUGGGAUACUCUGUCUUCCGGCGAGUGAUCAAUUAUUACAGCGAUGAUCCAUCGGGGAUGUCGGAUACGGGGGAGGAUGCAUUUGAUAUGCGCAAGCCAUGCAGUCGAGAUAAGAAGCUUGAGCAUGUGCGGGAGAAUGGGGAGAAUUUCCCUGUUGGACCUGAGGAUGUGAUGUAA
Penicillium bovifimosum is the source of this 573-nucleotide messenger RNA. Its product is annotated as peptide alpha-N-acetyltransferase complex B subunit NAT3. The transcript has 3 exons. Gene Ontology annotation, biological process: N-terminal peptidyl-methionine acetylation. Bases 1 to 573 code for a protein of 190 amino acids. Gene Ontology annotation, molecular function: protein-N-terminal amino-acid acetyltransferase activity. Gene Ontology annotation, cellular component: NatB complex. The record is from RefSeq and is a predicted model, not a curated record. NCBI's taxonomy places the organism in Eukaryota, Fungi, Ascomycota, Eurotiomycetes, Eurotiales, Aspergillaceae.